Archocentrus centrarchus (flier cichlid) is the source of this 2303-nucleotide messenger RNA. Its product is annotated as techylectin-5B. The record is from RefSeq and is a predicted model, not a curated record. Gene Ontology annotation, molecular function: extracellular matrix structural constituent; protein-macromolecule adaptor activity. The coding region runs from base 279 to 1583 and encodes 434 amino acids. NCBI's taxonomy places the organism in Eukaryota, Metazoa, Chordata, Actinopteri, Cichliformes, Cichlidae. Gene Ontology annotation, cellular component: fibrinogen complex. Gene Ontology annotation, biological process: blood coagulation; fibrinolysis; positive regulation of heterotypic cell-cell adhesion. The transcript is spliced from 9 exons.
GGGAGGAAAGCGAGGAAAAGGAGGUGCGAAGGCGAGAGAUGGAGAGUGAGAGAAGCAGCAUGAAGCACGUAGAGUGAGAGGAAGAGGCAAAAAGGAAAAAAAGAAGGAGGAGAAGAAAAUGGAAAGGACCCCCUGGCCCAAUGCAAGCCAGGAAUGGGGUAGAAGACGGUGUGUAGCUGGAACAGAGCCUGCAGACCCUCACACGGUGAAACACACACUCCGGAAGACCCAUGCCCGCUCUUGCUGACAAGGCAGGGACAGACUAACCCGUGGCAGCAAUGUCACUCCUGUCCUUAACUGCCCUUCCCGGCUGGAACAUGUGCUCUGCUCUUUAUAUCCUCAUUGUGUUGCUCCCAGAGGCCAAAGCAGACGGCCUGAAUGCUACCAUUAUCCGCAAUGGUGGGGGCUCCCAGUGUGGCGAGUACACAAACCAGUUGAUGGAGAAUGGGAUGUGUCGCCUGGUGGCCACACUGCCUCAGCUGGACGAGCGGAGAUGCCCCGAUAUGUUUCGCUGCACGGACGAGGUUUCGUAUUGGCUGCACGAGAAUGAGGAGAGGAAGCAGCAGAUCGAGGCACUGAAAGAGACCAUCUCUGAGCUGCAGGAGGAGCUGAGGAACCAUCGGCACCGCAUCAAAGUGCUCGAGCUGCAGGCUGAAGAGAGGCUCCACUUGAACGCCUCUUUGGAACAGCGUUUUCAUGAGUUGGAGCUCCACUAUGCCGAAGCCACGACCCUGCUGCACUUACAGGGGACUCUGAUCCUAGACCUUCAGAACCAACUCCAUAAUCUAACACUUCUGGUGGAUAAAGUAAAAAGAAGCCCGGGUUGUUCGAUUAACAUUGUCCGACCCAAUCCUCUCAUAAAUGCUAAAGAUGCCCUGCAUCCAGAGAUUCAGCAUGUGAGGAACUGUCCUAUAGAUUGCACCUCUGUCUAUUAUAACGGCGUGAGGAGAUCUGGUCUUUACACUGUGGUGCCAUCACUGGCAGGGAUGCCUGUAGAAGUCUAUUGUGACAUGGACACAGAUGGUGGUGGCUGGACUGUGAUUCAGCGGAGAUUUGAUGGCUCAUUGAGCUUUGACCGCAACUGGAGGGACUACAGAGAUGGAUUUGGCGACCUGCACUCAGAGUUCUGGCUAGGCAAUGACCACAUACAUGAUCUGAGUACCCAGGGACACUACAGCCUCCGCAUUGACCUGGAGGACUGGAGCAACAAGCACAAACAUGCCCUCUACCAGAGCUUCAGUGUGGAAGAUGAGGAGCAUCAGUACCGUCUCCAUGUGUCAGGCUUCAGUGGCACGGUGCAGGACUCUUUCGGUUGGUACCAUGACAAGCAGGGCUUCAGCACGCCAGACAGUGGCAACAUCUGCGCUGAGAUCUCACACGGCGGUUGGUGGUACAACCAGUGCUUCUACGCCAACCUUAAUGGAGUCUAUUACAGGGGAGGCCAUUACACCCCCAAAGGACGAGGGCCUCUAGGUCCUGAUGGAAUCGUUUGGCACUCCUGGAAAGACUCUGAUUAUUAUUCCCUACGCAAAGUCAGCAUGAUGAUACGACCCCGCAACUUCCAAAGCCGUUCAUCACCCUGAUCCAUUUUCACCAUAACAGUGGUGAGGAUACAGGAACUGGGCUUCCUCGCAGCAAUAGUAGGGAUGUGGCAUUUUCUUAUAUGCAAAGGAAACAUUUUUUGUAUGGAGCAGACCUACUGAGUAACCUCUGGAAAAGGAAUGUCCUGUUUUCAAAUCUUAAGCGACUGCAACAGAUAUUCAUAUUAUAUUGUGUGAAUAUAACCUUCAUCCUGCUCACUGUUUUUUUUUUUUCAUGGUAAGUGAAUUCAUUGUUUUAUACUUGUUUUUGUACCUUAGUUUGAUACUGUUGACAUUUGAAAUACCAGCCAAAAACGUAUUUGUAUGAGAGAAAUGGCCCAUAGUUUUUUUUAGCCACCGAGUGGAGGCAGUUUGCAGCUGGCAAGAAUCAUGUGACACAGUUUGCUGAAUGCUCUGCGCUUAUUGCAUAUUUAUAAUCACUCUGUUGCCAGUUUUAUUCUUUUGAUGCUCCUCUAGUAUUUUAAUCAAAUGUGCAAAUGUAUUUGAAAUAAAAAGGGUUUAAUAUUACUACACAAAAUCAGGCCAUAAGCUCACUUAAUUAUAUUAGAACUAAUGACCCAUACUUGAUAUUUGAUACGUGAUACUGUCUCAGAGUAUUGGGUCAGACAAAGAUGAUGUGCUAUCUGAGAACUGCAUGUACAUAAACAUAAAUGUAUGACUUGUGCAAUAAACACUAUAUGUACACAUAAAAUAUGGCAUAAA